Molecule: messenger RNA, 1164 nt
Organism: Kwoniella botswanensis
Lineage: Eukaryota; Fungi; Basidiomycota; Tremellomycetes; Tremellales; Cryptococcaceae
Exons: 2
Coding region: 1-1164 (387 amino acids)
Source: RefSeq, a predicted model, not a curated record
AUGUCUUCUUCCUCUUCGAACACCAAAUCAAAGAAUGGCAAAAACAGGAACCAGCACCUAUAUCGAAUCACUCCUAGAUCAUUCCAGGAACUCCAUCCAGUCCACUAUCAAAUACUCGAUAUACUCAAAGAAGAUAUUCCCGUCACUCUCAUCCAGACUUGUCGAAGUCUCUAUGAUGAACUUACUCCGAAGAUAUACGAGAAGAUCGAAGUUAAUGAAAAUACUCAUGACGGAAUUACAAAUAUCGAAGCUGACAGUGGAUCCGAGCAGGAAGAUGAUAGUGAAGACGAAGAUGACGACCGAAUAUCUUCCGAAGCUGAUACGGCCACCUCAACCCUGCUUACUCCAAGCUUGAGGAAUAAAGCAUUAUUUCACAACAGGUUCAUCAACUUCACUGAUGUUCAAGGUGCUAUUGAUUUUGUCAAGGAUUGUCGCUACUGCCACGACUGGUACUGCAACACUUGCUCGAAAAAUUAUACUAUGCAAGGUCAGAUCUUUCCAAAUGUCGAACAUAUCCGUCUUGGGGGAACUUUGGUCUGCCUUUUAGCUGAAUUGGAGUUGGAAAGUCACCCUCCUUUUCGAGACUGUUGGGAGUCACAUCGAUCAGAUGAAUUCUUGAACCUCGUUUCGGAAUGCAUGACACCAAAAAAUUUGUGUUUGGAUUGGCCUGAAGAUUGGUCAUCAGGAGGAUGGUAUUAUAAUCCAGACGAUGAAGAGGAUGAAGAUGACGAUUGGGCGGUCAAACGAGGAAUGACUGAGCUUUUGUUUAACAUCAGCAGGACUUUCCACUCCGUCACACAUAUAGUCCUACAUAUCGAUAUAGAGGAUUUCCAUCUGGUAACAUUUGAUCUGGAGCCCACCAUCGCUUCAAGUAUGAAAUUCACUUUCUAUAUCAGCAAGGAACCGAAGACGAAAUCAGCCAAGGUCGUACAAACCCUCUGGAACCAUUUCAAGUCUCUCAAGAACCAUCAAUGGACGUUCGAGUACUCUGUACCAUACUUCAAGAAAUACAAGAACGACUUAAAAGAUCUCUGGAAAGAAAUUAGAAGUAGAGACUUGGAGCGAUUCGCUGCGUUCAAACAGAGAUUAGCGAUAGAAGGUGAGGAGUACUUUUUCAAGCGAUUCGAUAUUCUAGGUCCCAUGAAGUCUUCAGCAAGAGGGUAG